Messenger RNA from Microcebus murinus (gray mouse lemur), 2685 nucleotides. The record is from RefSeq and is a predicted model, not a curated record. NCBI's taxonomy places the organism in Eukaryota, Metazoa, Chordata, Mammalia, Primates, Cheirogaleidae.
UCCUAUCUUCAAGCUCACUAAUUUUUUCUUCUGCUUGAUCAAUUCUGCUGUUAAGAGACUCUAAUGCAUUUUUCAGCUUGUCAAUUGAAUUUUCAGCUCCAGAAUUUCUGCUUUUUUUUAUUAUUAUUCAAUCUCUUUGUUAAAUUUCUCUGAUAGGAUUCUGAUCCUUUGGUAUUAUAAUGAAAUUCAUUAAGCAUCCUCAAGACAGAUUAUUUUAAAUUCCCUUGUCUGAAAGGUUACAUAUCUCUAUCACUCCAGGGUUGGUCACUGGUGCCUUAAGUAGUCUGAUGAGGUCAUGUUUCCCUGGAUGUUCUUGGUGUUUGUGGACACUUAUCGAUGUCUGCACAUUGAAGAGUUAGGUAUUUAUUCUAAUCUUCACAAUCUGGGCUUGUUUGUACCCAUUCUUCUUGAGAGGGCUUUCCAUGAAUUCAAGGGGGAUUGAGCAUUGUGACGUAAGUCUGCAGCUAUUUCAGUACUAGGGGAUGCCGUAAGCCCAGGAACUCUGUGACCCUUGCAGACUCUUAGAUACACAGACUUGGUGGACUUGGGUAAGUUAAGGGAGAAUUCCCUAGGUUACCAGGUAAAGUCUCCCACUAUCUUUCCUCUCUUCCCCCAAUCAGAAGUCAUUAUCCAUGCUGGGCUGCCUGGAGUUGGCGGAGGGGUGAUGUGGGCACUCCCAUGGUCACCACAGCUGGCACUGCAGAGGGUUGCACCUGAAGCCAUGCAAAUCAGCACAGCACUAGGGCUUGCCCAAGGCCCAUGGCCACUACUUCCUGACUGCCACUGAUGUUUAUUCAAGGCCCAAGACCACUUCAGUCAGCAGGUGGUGAAUCCUGCUGGGACUGGGUCCAUCCCAUCAGGACAACAGAUUCCCUUUUGGACCAGGGUGGGUCUAGAAAUGCCAUCCAGUAGCAAAGCCCUGGAAUGAGGGCCUUUAGGAAUCUGCUGGUGCUUAUUAUUUACUGUAAAUGUAGUACCCAAAUUGCAAGACUCAGUUCCCUGAACUCUCCCUUUCCUCCCCCCAAAUGGAAGAAAUUAUUCCUGGAUCUGCUUUGCCCAGAGUUGACACAGGCACUCCCUCAGCCAGCACAGCUGGUAUUUCACUGUAUCACACCCCAAGUCCACUGCCUCCAAGACCAGUUCAGCACCAGGGCUUGCACUUGGUCUGCAGUCUUUGUGGGCUGACUGCCAUUCAAAUUUAUUCCAGACCUCAGCCACUUUAGUCAGCUGAUGGUGAAGCAGGUUGUGACUUGGGUUCCUCCAGCUGAGGUGGGAAUUGUCCUCUGGCCCAGGACUGGUCUAAAUGCUCCCUCUGUACCACUGGCAGAAUUCUGCCCUGGGUGUCUUCCGCUGUGACAGGACAGCACUGAGUUCUAAUGCGAAGUUCCACAUUCACUUUUCUCUUUCCCAAGCACAGAUUCUCUCUCCAUGUUCCACUGCCUAGGGUUGGCAUCUGCAAUGCCUCUUUCCUUGAUGUUAUGUUCAAACUAGCCUCUAAUCUCUACUCCUGGUGCCAGCUCAGGGCCAAAGCUAAUGGGUGAGGAUGGAAAUACCAGCACCUUCAACAUCUCCUACACCAACUUCUUCCUGGUAGGUUUCCCUGGAUUACAAGAGUGGAGGUCCCUCCUGGUCCUGCCUCUUACCUUCCUCUAUGUGACCAUCAUCUCUGCCAAUGUCCUGGUCAUCCACACGGUAGUUGCCCAGCGAAACCUACAUCAGCCCAUGUAUGUGCUCAUUGCUCUGCUCCUGGCUGUCAACAUUUGUGCUGCCACAGCUGUAAUGCCUAAAAUGCUGGAGGGCUUUGUGCAUUAUGCUAACCCCAUAUCACUGCAUGGCUGCCUGGCCCAGAUGUUCUUUAUCUACUUCACCCUCCUUCUGGAUUACAACCUCCUUCUGGCCAUGGCCCUGGACCGUUAUGUUGCCAUCUGCCACCCACUCCGCUAUACUGACCUGAUGACCUCCCGCCUGCUGGGCCUGCUGGCCAUUCUUGCCCUGACACGGAGCCUGGGAGUGGCAGUGCCCUUGGUGGUGCUAACUGCACAAGCUCAAUUCUGCCAGACAGGAGUGAUUCAACACUUCACUUGUGAGUACAUUGCACUACUGAGCAUAGCUUGUGGAGACCUGACUUUCAACAGCCGGUUGGGGCUGGUUAUGCGGUUGGUCACUGUGAUCUUUGAUCUAACCCUACUUGGGACCUCCUACACUCGCAUCAUUUAUGCUGCCUUUCAGAUCUCUUCUGGGGGAGCCCGAGCCAAGGCCUUGCAUACAUGUGGCUCCCACUUGCUGGUCAUCCUCACCAUCUACCUCUCUGGUCUUUCCACUUCCAUUGUAUUCCGAGUAGCCAAGACUGUGUCUCAGGAUGUCCAGAAUCUUCUUAGUGCCAUAUACUUGCUGCUCCCAGGAGCCUUGAAUCCUGUCAUUUAUGGGGUGAGGACUAAGGAGAUCCGGCAACAUGUAGAAAAGAUGUUCUGUGGAAAAGAAUCAGCCCAGAAUGUUAGGGAGAAACCAAAGAGGCUGCAGAACAUGAGAGUGGAAAGGAAAUUGGCACCAUAAGAGAACUUUAUCAACAUGAGAAAUUGGGGAUGUGACUUCUGGGAACAAGAGAUAAGCAGGCAGUAUUCAGGGAUAGGCCAGAAUUUCCUGAGCAGACUAUAGGCUCAACAGCAGGCCCAUUGUUGGUCAAUU